CCAAUCCCAAAACCCUUAAAACCCUACCUCGCAAUGCUUCCCUUCUUCCCCCUCUUAUCCCUUCUUCUCAUCUCCCUACCCCCACCCACCUUCUCUCAAUACCCUCCAUCAAUACUAACCAUCGUCAACAACUGUCCCUUCACCAUCUGUCCAGCCAUCGCCCCCAACUCCGGCCACGACGUCCUCGAACACGGCGGCUUCUGCCUCCCCACCCUCUCCCACCGCUCCUUUCCCGCCCCAACUCACCACUGGUCCGGCCGCAUCUGGGGUCGCACUGGCUGCACCCACACAGGCACCCAUUUCUCCUGCGCCACUGGCGACUGCGGCAACCGCCUCGAAUGCUCCGGCUUCACCGGCGCCACCCCCGCUACCCUCGCCCAACUCACACUCCACCACGGCGGCCACCGCGACCUCGUUUCCUACGCCGUCAGCCUCGUCGACGGCUUCAACCUCCCCAUGACCGUGACCCCUCACGAAGGCCGUGGUCUUUGUCCCGUUGUCGGUUGCCGUGAGGAUCUACUCUCCACUUGCCCGCCGGAGCUGCAGGUUAGGUUUCCGGCCGGAGGGUCUGUGGUUGGGUGUAAAAGCGGGUGCGCCGCCUACGGAACGGAUGAGUUGUGCUGCCGGAACAUGUAUAACAGCCCAAAAACUUGUCGGGCUUCAACCUACUCGGAGUUUUUUAAGCAUCAUUGCCCGGCGACGUUCACUUAUGCUCAUGACAGCCCGUCUCUCACGCAUGAUUGUGAGGGACCAAAGGAGCUGAAGGUUAUAUUCUGCCAUUAAUGGCGAUGGCUUUCAAGCCAAAGCUUCUUCUUCUACGUGUUGUUUGUGGCGUGGUUUGUUUUGUUGGUGUGUUUGUGUUGUGGGUUUAAUAAAAUGUGGUUUCUUGUAGGAUUAGGAAGCUUUGUAGCAGAAAUUUUGGCUUGUUUACCAAGUUUUAUUAUUAUUGU
Molecule: messenger RNA, 950 nt
Organism: Dendrobium catenatum
Lineage: Eukaryota; Viridiplantae; Streptophyta; Magnoliopsida; Asparagales; Orchidaceae
Product: osmotin-like protein
Exons: 1
Coding region: 34-783 (249 amino acids)
Biological process (GO): defense response
Cellular component (GO): extracellular region
Source: RefSeq, a predicted model, not a curated record